This is a messenger RNA of Carcharodon carcharias (great white shark), 1138 nucleotides long. RefSeq names its product inhibitory synaptic factor 1-like. The coding region runs from base 209 to 1138 and encodes 309 amino acids. NCBI's taxonomy places the organism in Eukaryota, Metazoa, Chordata, Chondrichthyes, Lamniformes, Lamnidae. The transcript has 2 exons. Gene Ontology annotation, cellular component: postsynaptic density. Gene Ontology annotation, biological process: inhibitory postsynaptic potential. The record is from RefSeq and is a predicted model, not a curated record.
UCCAUUCACCAACAUUCAGGUUCUGCGAUGUAAAGGAGAGAGGGCGAGAGAGAGAGAGAGAGAUCCCCGGGCAAGGUUGCUCCUGGCGUUGGUGUGAAGAUGGUGAGUCCUCCCGUGUGUCAGCCACGGCCAAUUCCACCGAGAAUCAGCGAGUUAAACGGCGAAGAGCAUGGACGGCUUGGGCCGCCGCUUGCCAGCUCUCUGAAUAAUGUCAGCGAGGGGCAGCUCUCCCAUCCUAAGGAGUGAAGCCGCCGUUCCGACCCCGGUGAAGGAAGGGAUCCGAAACCGCAUGAAAAUGGUCAUUGACCAGCUGGAAGUCAUCCUCCAGGAGCUGAAAGAAGUGGCCAAGGAGCUAAAGGAGGUGGUGAAGCAGAUCGACAAACUGACAUCUGAUUUUGAUUUCGAGCUGGAGCCGGAUGACUGGACUAUCGCGACCAUGAGCAGCACCUCCAGCAGUGACACUGUGAGAAACCACGACAAAUGUGGGACCUUGUCUGACUACGGGCAGCUGGGAUUCCUGACUCCGGACAUCCUGUCGGACAGCUGGGAGUUCUGCUCGUUCCUGGAGCUGCCGGGGGAGUCGAGCAAGGUGGAGGUGGGAGGAGGCGACAAGGAGGUUCCCCGCAACCCCUCAGAGCCAGACUACAGGAUGAUGAACGGUGGGUUAAUUCCAAACGGACCGGAGGGCUGUGCCCCCGACUCGUCCAGCGAGGAGACGAUUAGCAGUGCCCCCAGCCAUAAGACACUCCCGAGGACCACGGGCACCAGGGAGAGAGUGCGCUUCAGUGACAAAGUCCUCUAUCAUGCUUUGUGCUGCGAUGAUGAUGAUGAUCACGAUGAUGAUGACCACCAGGAGCAGCCAGCGAACACGGCCACAUCGAGUGCUACCACGACCACGGACGAUAGCCACGAGAGGGCCGGCGGUGUGGCACCUAAGGCAUCAUCUUCAUCGCCCACCCCCAAGCCACGUCACCACUGCCAGCAGCCCGCCGUGACAGCCAAAGGCAACCCCUCCACCAGGAAAAAAAUCAUGAGGAAUAACAGCACACAGACAGUGUCCCACAAAAGCACUCAGACACUCCUGUCAUAUGGGUGCUCUAAGACACAACAGAACUCAAAGAAAGAGGAGGCAAAGUAG